UAGAAGAAAACAGCGGAAGCAGAUGCUCCAGUUUCGUUUCCGAUUGACCCACUUAGCUUCUCGCAUUAGCAUCGGUUAAUAAUCUCUAUGUCACACAAUGGACUCAUGUGUCCUUAAUUUAGCGCGUCGCGUCGUUUCGAUGUUUCCUUUCUGAUUUUUUUUUUGUCGCCCGAGAAGCGACACAAAACAAAGGCGCGUCGCCAGCUUUGAGCCCGAGCGAAGUAGCCUAGCUGUUGUUAGCCACUUUGAUUUAGCCUGGCUGGCUGCGAUUAAAAUGAGCUGUCAAACGGGGGCUGCGUCGUGAACUUGUCCCUGCGCGUCGGGCUGCUCCGUCUUGGCGCGGAUUCACGCCAACUCAGUUAGUUAUCUUAGCUCAGCUAGGUUCGGCUUUGCGAUCGUCUUGGAUGUUCAGUGCGCUGCGAAGUGACUCUUCAGCUCCAUGUCUGCUGAGGCUUCAGCUGGGAGUCAUGCUGCCGACUCUGUCCAGUUUGCCGUUUCCCAGCCAGCCUGCCACAACACGGAUGAGCACAGAAGUCGGGGCCUGCUGGGGAGCAAGUAUGUCAAGUUGAAUGUGGGGGGCUCACUGCACUAUACCACUGUCCAGACGUUAAGCAAGGAGGACAGUCUGCUGCGGAGCAUAUGCAAUGGAGGAACAGAGGCUACCAUAGACUCAGAAGGUUGGGUUAUGCUGGACAGAUGUGGCCGACAUUUUGGACUGGUUUUGAACUUCCUGCGAGAUGGCUCAGUGCCCCUUCCAGAGGACCACAAAGAGCUGGAUGAGGUUCUGAAGGAGGCCCAGUACUAUCGAGUCCAGGGACUCAUCCAGCAUUGUCUCAGUGCCGUGCAGAAACAGAAGGAUGUCUUUGAAACUGUGUGCCGCAUCCCCAUGAUCACCUCAGCAAAAGAAGAACAGAAGAUGAUCGCUACUUGUAGAAAGCCGGUAGUAAAAUUGCAGAACAACAGAGGAAACAACAAAUACUCUUACACCAGCAACUCUGAUGAUAAUCUGCUGAAGAACAUUGAACUGUUUGACAAACUUGUGCUACGAUUUAAUGGCCGGGUCCUGUUCGUCAAAGACGUGCUUGGGGAUGAAAUCUGCUGUUGGUCUUUCUACGGUGAAGGACGCAAGAUUGCUGAAGUGUGCUGCACCUCCAUUGUCUAUGCUACAGAGAAGAAGCAGACCAAAGUUGAGUUUCCUGAAGCUCGAAUCUUUGAAGAAACCCUCAAUAUCCUCAUCUAUGAGAACGGCAGAGGAUCUGGUCCAGGAGGCUUACACCUCUUAGAUUCAAGAGGCUCAGGUUCAUCGCUGGGCCAGUCAGAGGAGGAGGGCGCUGCGGGAGGGGACAGACGAGUAAGACGGAUCCAUGUCAGGAGGCAUAUAAUGCAUGACGAGAGAGGGCAUGGUCAGCAAACUGUGUAUAAGGACUAAUAAUGUGAAAAAAACAAGUCAUUGGAGAGCGACUUGUGUAUGUUUUUUUGUUUUUUUUCUAAAAAUGCGAGCAGAAUGAAAGAGAUGUCCUUCAUCAUAGCAAUAGCUUGGUAGUUAGUUAUUUCCUUAAAUGUCGUUAGACGUGACUGCAGACACAGGGGUUGAUAACUUAUUUGCAACUGUAGUAAAUGUCGUUUGGAGAUGAAAAAGGCUUCUGUUUACAAGAAUACAAAUUGUGUACAUUAUUUAAAUAGGAAAUGUGUAAGAUUGCCUGGGACACGAAACUGGCAUAAGAAAUACUUUGCAAAUAAUAAGGAGCCCCCUGAAAGUUACUGAAUGGGUCUCAUAACCAAACAUGCACCCUAAGGUGGAUUUUACCCCUCGAGCAGAAUGCUGAGUGUUAAUGUAGGUGUUAGUGAUGCGCACCGGCAGCCUCUUCUGUGUUCCUCUUGCAGGAAACAAGUUUAUUCAGGCUGUUGAGCAUCUGUUUUUGCCUUUUCAUAAGUUCGACUGAGAUGCUGCCUUACAGUGAUGAACAGAGGAUGGUGAAGUUUAGCUUAGCGAUGUUAACACUGGAAUAAAACUGAGUAGCCAUUUUUAGUGGGGAUGUCCAUGAAUGAGAUUGUUGAGCAGCUCAAUUUUCUUUUAUUUAAAAUUUUACUGCUGUUGCUUCAAGAUGUUUUUUUUUUUUAUUAUUAAUUAAUUUAUGAACCUAAUUUAUUGUUUGGUAUUUAACUUUUGUAUUGUAUGCAAUUUUUGUGUUAACUAUUGCUCAAGUGAGUUUUAAUUUUUGGAAUGAUAUGAUGCACUCUAUAGCAUACAUCUGACUAAAUCGUGAAAUUACAUUUCAGUUCUAUGUUUCAAGAGGAACAGAGACUAUUUGUUUGAAACGGUUUUUCAUUCUGAGCCAUGAUUUUUCACUUACGCUUUUAUGUCUUAUACCAAACCACUGAAAUUUGCCCAAAGUAAUUGGCCACACAGUGAUGCUAAAAUCCACUAAUGUUGGGUUGUGUUUUCUCUUCACUUAGAGGGAGGACCAAGUAUUCUCUUUCAAUAGUCACAGGUGUCUUGUGUAAACCUAAUCACUCUGAAUACUUGAAAAAAAAUACUGAAUGAGAGCAAUAUGUAUCUCAGGCCCUUCAUAAAAUCACCUUGGAAAUUCACUUAAAUAUGCACUAAUAUAACUUCCGUCCAAUAGUAGUCAUGGGAAUGUUCUGAAUAAAUUACUUAUAAAAAUUCAA
Messenger RNA from Scophthalmus maximus (turbot), 2670 nucleotides. RefSeq names its product potassium channel tetramerization domain containing 13 (gene kctd13). The record is from RefSeq and is a predicted model, not a curated record. Bases 440 to 1429 code for a protein of 329 amino acids. Gene Ontology annotation, cellular component: Cul3-RING ubiquitin ligase complex. Lineage: Eukaryota; Metazoa; Chordata; Actinopteri; Pleuronectiformes; Scophthalmidae. Gene Ontology annotation, molecular function: ubiquitin-protein transferase activity; protein binding. Gene Ontology annotation, biological process: protein ubiquitination; negative regulation of Rho protein signal transduction; protein homooligomerization. The transcript is spliced from 7 exons.